AUGCAGAAACUCCUCAUUGUAUUCUCUGUGUUAUUAACAUUAGUUCUAGCGACGGCACCAUUUCAGGUACAAUGUCCUAGCUCUCCACUUAUUAGGGAGGCGAAACAUGAACUCUGCCCCGAAGAAACCUUGUAUCUGAAGAAGAAAGAAAUUAGAACGAAGAAUAAACUGAUUGGGUUUUUAAAAUCCUUGACAGAAGCAAAGUUCAAUUCGAAGUUUUAUAAACGUGUGAUGAAAGAUCCUCCAAAACUUGGAAUUGCCAUAUCAGGCGGCGGUUAUAGGUCGAUGCUAAUAGGCACCGGAUUCAUUUCCCAAAUGAACGACUAUGGCCUGUUUGAGUAUUCAGAUUAUAUUGCUGGGUUAUCAGGUGGAAGCUGGAUCUUGAUGGAUUUGGUGGUGCAGAAUUUUGAAGUAAACUCCCUACUACAAGAAUGGGACCUUGAAGAGGAUCUUUUAUUAGGUAUUCCAGAAUUCGAUAUUUCCGAAGAAGAGAUUGUUACCAAUGCAAAAAAGGAGUAUAAGGAUAGUGAUAUGGGGAUAAAAAAACGUCACGAAAGUACUCAGGUUACAAGCUUUUCAAACUUUUAUGAGCAAAUAGAGGUGGUCACGAAUUCUAUUGAAGAAAUUCCAGAAGACUGUAUGAUGACGAAGAGAAACUUGAAUCCAUUAACAAGACUCAAAAGAAUAUUUUUUCCAAACAACACGUUCACUGAAACUGAUGCGAAGAUCGAAACCUUUAAAACAGUGCUUGAUUUUUACAAAAAUUUGCAUUUGAAAAUUAAGCCUAAAAAAAUGGAGGGUUUCCAGAUAUCAUUUACCGAUUAUUGGGGUAAAGCGAUUGUUCAAAGGUUGAAAAAAAAUUUUGAUGGCGAUCCCAACCAUACUUUUUCGUUUUCAAAACUUGUACACUCGUCUAAAAAAUUUAGUGAAUGCAGUGUACCGAUUCCGAUAUUUGUUGCAAAUUGCAAAAACGGGCUUCUUUCAAACGUUAUCUUUGAAUUCACGCCCUUUGAAUUUGGGUCUUGGGAAAAUAUUCUCAGACUUUUUGUCAAAUUGCCAUACUUAGGUUCAAAGAUUGUUUCUGGAAAGGCCAUAAAAUGUAUUAAUAACUUUGACGAUUUAGGUUUUAUUACUGCAACAUCUUCUUCAAUAUUUAACAAUGUGCUAAUUUUCAUCUGGAAUCUGGCUUCUCAGUCCUCAAGAGAAGCGAUGAAGGCGUUAAAUAUGGUCAUGGGAAUUUUUGGCUUAGGAAAAGAGGAAAUAUUUAGCAUUUCAAAAGAUUCCUCGAGGUUAGAAACGGACUAUGCCGUAUAUCAACCUAAUCCCUUUUAUCUUUAUCCUGAAAGAGACAAUGUUUUAACUAAUAGAAAUCAUUUGUACCUUGUAGACGGUGGUGAAGACGGCGAAAAUAUUCCACUUAGAACAUUAGUUAUCCCUGAGAGGGAAUUAGACGUGAUUUUUGUCCUGGAUUCCAGUUCGGAUAUUGAUAACUAUCCCAAUGGCUCCAAGUUAAAGAAGAUAUUCGAAAAAUUAGAUGAGGAGAACAUUCAUUACCAAUUUCCCAACAAUAUAAAGACAUUCACUCGUCCCGUUGUUAUAGGAUGCAAUGCCACCAAAAGAUCCGGACAUGAUUCAUUUUUGCCUAUUAUAGUUUAUCAUGCCAACGCGUAUCAUGGAAACGCGUCUAAUACGUCGACAUUCAAAAUAACUUAUAAUCAGUCAGAAGUUGAUAGUAUGUUACUCACUGGAAGGGAAGUGUUUAGCAAUGACCAUGACAUUUAUUAUAAAAAUUGCCUAGGUUGUAUAUUAACCAAGAGAACAAUGGACAGGCUCCCUAGAAAAAAAAAAUUUUCGCCAUUUUGCUUACAAUGUUUUAAAGACUACUGUUACUCAUAA
Saccharomyces paradoxus is the source of this 1896-nucleotide messenger RNA. RefSeq names its product putative carboxylic ester hydrolase (gene SPO1). Gene Ontology annotation, biological process: glycerophospholipid catabolic process. The transcript is spliced from 2 exons. The coding region runs from base 1 to 1896 and encodes 631 amino acids. The record is from RefSeq and is a predicted model, not a curated record. Gene Ontology annotation, molecular function: A2-type glycerophospholipase activity. NCBI's taxonomy places the organism in Eukaryota, Fungi, Ascomycota, Saccharomycetes, Saccharomycetales, Saccharomycetaceae. Gene Ontology annotation, cellular component: plasma membrane; intracellular membrane-bounded organelle; cytosol.